This is a messenger RNA of Pieris brassicae (large cabbage white), 1342 nucleotides long. Its product is annotated as 5-hydroxytryptamine receptor 1A-alpha-like. Gene Ontology annotation, molecular function: G protein-coupled receptor activity. Gene Ontology annotation, biological process: G protein-coupled receptor signaling pathway. The transcript has 4 exons. NCBI's taxonomy places the organism in Eukaryota, Metazoa, Arthropoda, Insecta, Lepidoptera, Pieridae. Gene Ontology annotation, cellular component: membrane. The record is from RefSeq and is a predicted model, not a curated record. Bases 1 to 1317 code for a protein of 438 amino acids.
AUGGAAAUAAAUAAUACAAGUGAAGUGUUUAAUACCACAGUUUUAAAUGAAAAUUACAGACUCAAAGAACAUGAUCAAUACACGGCUUACAGGCCGGUAGCGUUUUCAUUUGGACUUAUUAUUAUGUUAAGUAAUUUAACUGUUGUAGUGUCCAGCGGACUGAUACUUAAAAAAGGUCAACAACCGAAAAGUACAUAUAUACUUCUAGGCAAUGUAUCUCUAGCUGAUACUAUAAUCGGGAUGUCCAUGCUCAUUGGUUUCAGCUUCGAAAACCCGGACAGCUCAAACCCACUAUGUGUCUUUGAAUUAGGUAUGCUCGUGUGUCCUGCUAUGGUUUCAAUAUUCACCGUGGGUCUAAUUGCCGUCGACCGCUACAUUUACAUUUUGCACGGGCUUUACUACCAGCGGUGGGUCAAUACGACAAAAGUGCGAGUCAGUAUAAUGUUCGUCUGGCUAAUCGGACUCACUCUGGGAUUCCUCCCCGCAACUGGAUGGACCAACCACGACCUUAAUUCAAAUUGUUUUUACGUUGCUGUUUUCCCUGGACCUUUAAUCCUCCUCAACUCAAUAUUAAGCAUCGUACCUAUCAUAGUUGUCGCCGUCCUUUAUUCUAUAAUUUUAGUUAGCGCCUUAAAAAAUGUUAGAAAAAUCAAUGCGUCCGUAGACCAAGCAAAGUCAAACACAAAGUCUGUAUUACGAAUCUACAGAGGAAACGGAAACAACACACAAUCAGUGAAAACUUCAAAACAAAACAAUCAAAAUAUAAAACGGAGUUUAUCCUUUAAUUCCUGUUACGAAAUUGAGAGUGGAAAACUCGAUAGGAAGGAUUUUGUUUCUAAAAGCAAUACCGAUUUAACUAACGAAACAUUUCAACCGUUACCUAAUAAAAACAAGACAUCUUUUAAUAAUGUAUCGGUCAGUUUGUGUUCGACAAACAUAGGAGAAAGUCGAAAUACAAUCGGCCGAGACACUGAUAGCACCGCAGGUCAAAGAACUAAAGAUGCCGCAAGAGGUAAAAUAAAAGAAGCGAAUAAAUGGAGAGCGUUAACGAUCGUGAUGCUAACAACAGGAAGUUUUAUAUUUACCUGGAUGCCGUUCUUUAUGGCCGUCAUAUUUUAUGUUCUAUGCGAUGACAAGGAAGUCAACCCAAAAUGCCUCAACAUUAGAUUACUGCUCGCGGGACCAUUGGCAGCUCUAGCAUUUAUGAAUAGUAUAUUUAAUCCACUUAUUUACGUUUGGUGGCACAAAGGAUUCCAGAGAUAUGUACAGACAUGUUGGAAAAGAUAUAUUAGUAGACAUUUUAACGGAAAAUGUUAAUCUAUAUAAGACUUGAUGAAUGAAA